AAUUUCCCCCACUGUGCUACCAUGGGCAUGCAGUUUUCGCACGCGAGCUUUGAUUAUUGCCUGCCAUCGGUGCUUUUGCGCAAGUACACAAACAAAGCCAGCUGUUUGACUGGGUUAAACAGUGGGACUGGGACCAUCAAAAUCUCUCGGUACUGCAAGUUCCAAAAGAUUGUUCCUCGGCUAAGGUCAGUUCACGCGGAAGCUCGAACUUCGUCGGAUGGCGAACACGGACAAUUGGAUUGUUGGCUAGGCGCAGAAGGGCGGGCCAAGGGAACGAAAGGAGCAGAGGUCGUCACCCGGAUACAGACAAAACUUUUCCGAGUGCCCCAGUCCCCAGUCCUCGAGUCACAGCAUCCAAUCCUAGAAACGUGUUGUAAAAAUACUUGUUGUGAAAAUAUUCAAAACACACCGUACAGAUGCUUUCGAGCCACUGCGUUUUGGGAUGUGGAUGCAGAUUUGGCUGUGGUUUUCGAAUCGGCACAACCAAACAGCUAACGUAAUUCAUAAAGUUGCAUAAUUACGCCACAUGAAUGGCUGGCGAACCCAAUUUGGGCGUUGCAGUUGCAUGUUGCCAUUGUUGAUGCACUGCCGCAUUUUUCGCUGGCCACUUUGUUUGCGGCUACCGCCAUGGAAACGUGUCGCACCUGUGCGAUUUCCAUGUUUGUGUGCGAUUUCGAGAAUGGCAGCAACAACAGCCACUUCCUGGACCUCCAUCAUCCCAACUGCUGGCCUAGCGAAAUGGCCCAAAUUCGCCUGCAAUUCGUCAACUGGAAUCUAAAGAUCUCUCCCAAUGAUGGGUUGCCUCAGAAGAUAUGCAGCGACUGCUUCACCAAGUUCUGUUCGAUAAAUGCAUUCCGAGUGGCCUGCCAAGAGGCACAGUUGAAGCUGUCGAACAUUUACGAUAAGAUCGAUGCCAGUAGCCUAGACGUCGAGCACCAGGAGGAAUUGGACCAAGCAGAGGAGAAUCAGGGAACAGAAACAUCCAAACCAACAACGACGGUUUCAGUCGAAACACAACAACCAAACACUGCCAGUGAAACCAUACAGAUUUUUGUGGAUGCCGUAGACAUCGACGAGGAGAACGGGGAGGAGGAGCAAUUACCGGAGGAUUUGGCCUCUCAGGACCUAACCAUUAGCUAUGCCUGCAAGUUUUGCCUGCGACCGCAGGAGAGCUACCAGCUGCAGCAACUUUUACUGGAGCACAUCAACACCAGCCACGAUCCGGAGCAGCCGUACAAUUGUCCGGAGUGUGAGGCAUGCUUCCAGGAUGCCGCCUCGAGGACAGUGCAUCUGAAAAACAGCCAUGUGGAAAAGCAACAUGCCUGCGAGGUGUGUGGCAAGAAGUAUAGCGAUCGGCAUAAUCUGCGCCACCAUGUGGAGAAGUACCAUUCGGAGACGGAUUUCGAGUGCGCAUUGUGUGAGAAGCGCUUCUACACCCGCAAGAGUCUGAACUACCACAUGAAAUGGCACAAUCCGGAACGCCAGUUCAAGUGUCGGCACGUUGGAUGCGAGCGACUCUUCAUCAGCCAACGACACCUUAUGUGUCAUGAGGCCACCCACUCGGGAACUAGCUCCAGGAAGAGCGAACACUGCGGCUUCUGUGGAAAGACCUUUAUUCACCUGAAAACUCUUCGCUGGCACAUUUAUAGACAACACGGCGGAGAGAAGCCCUACAAAUGUGCCAACUGCUCGGAGGUUUUCGCAUCCUAUGCGGAGAAGCGGAUUCAUAUGUUGGAGCGGCAUAGGGAGAAUUUAACUGCAAUAGAGCGGAGCGAGUGCAUGUUGUGCCGUCAGCCCUUUACCAGUGAAUCGGAUCUAAUACACCACAUGUCCGUGGAGCACCUGCAGCGACCUGGAGCUCCGGUGAUCGCCAACAAUAAACGGGUGUUACAGCAGAAGCGCGAACGUCAGUACUCCGGACUCUUUCAAUGUGGCAGCUGCACGCAGAGGUUCAACAUGAAGUCGGCUCUGGAGCGACAUGCUGCAGUUCACUCGGAGAAGGACCGCCCACAUGCCUGUCCGCACUGCUCGAAAAGGUUCAAGCGGGCCCAAGACAUGAAGUGGCAUAUCAAAACGCAUGAGAAGGAAAAGCCUAAUGUAUGCGAUGUUUGUGGUAAGGCCUUCGCGCUAAAGUAUGUGCUUACCCAGCACCGGUUGAGUCAUGAGGUAUUGGAGAAGAACUUCAAGUGUAAUGUUUGCGGUCGAGCCUAUCUGUUUGAGAAGUCAUUGCGGCUGCAUCAACGAGUUCACACUGGCAAAACCUACUAUAAAUGCGAUCUCUGUCAAGAAAGAUUUGUCACGCACAUUAAGCUUAAAACUCACAUGCAAAAGACACACGCCUCUCAGCCGCACUCCGCGGACCACCCUCUGGAUGAUCUGAUCAACAUUGUGAUUUCCUAACCAAGUGGAACAGCAAAGAUUUCUGUUAUAGCUAAGCACAAACACAGAAACUGUAAUGCAUUGGGAGCGUAGCUCUCUGAACUCAAGCCUACAUAGACCAUACAUACCCUCCAUCCAAUUACUAGACCACAUGCACACAGCGAUCUUAGGAUCGUUAAUGUGCUUAGAGCUUUAUUUAGUAAAUACUCUGUAGGCGAAAUCUAACUCUAUAUCCCAUAUAACUCUGUCCAUUUCUUCUAUCAGUCCUUAAGGCGCUUGGGCUCCAUAUCUCUUUCUAUCUCUGAUUCAUAUUUAUCUCACAGAAAGCCUCAAAAACUAAAAGCACUUAUAUCCACUUGACCAUUUAGCGAUAAGCAAUAAGCAAUGUGAACAAAAAACAUGUUAUAAGAGCAAUUUAAGCUUAAUGGCAAACUUUUAAUGCUCAAGAAAUGCAUUUAUUUCCAGAUGAAACCGAGAAGUAUUUACAAUAAUUACAGAAAAUGUAUAAAAAUAUUUAAAAUAUUAAUAUACUAUAAAUUUUAAGAUACGUAGUUGCAGAUAUAUUUACCAAAUUCAUGUUCCAAGUAAACAUUCAUUUGACCAAA
Drosophila eugracilis is the source of this 2984-nucleotide messenger RNA. Its product is annotated as zinc finger protein 883. The transcript is spliced from 6 exons. Gene Ontology annotation, cellular component: nucleus. Gene Ontology annotation, biological process: regulation of transcription by RNA polymerase II. Gene Ontology annotation, molecular function: DNA-binding transcription factor activity, RNA polymerase II-specific; zinc ion binding; RNA polymerase II cis-regulatory region sequence-specific DNA binding. The record is from RefSeq and is a predicted model, not a curated record. Bases 628 to 2400 code for a protein of 590 amino acids. Lineage: Eukaryota; Metazoa; Arthropoda; Insecta; Diptera; Drosophilidae.